AUGGAUCUGCGUGUUUUAGGCGCAUCUGUUGCUAUAUACAUCGACGGUGUAAUUGAGGGCCGACGCGAAGAGAUCGCAUUCAAGACAGACCCCAACUUUCAGCACCCUCUCUGGGACACUUUGUCUGCAUCAGAGCAACUUGGCCCAGAUGAUUUCGGUCUUGAAAGUGGGACUAGUUUGAGCUUCCCUCCGCUUGAGCGACCCACCCAGCUUCAUGUGGACCCUAUUCCAGCUACACUUCCUAGAGGACCACAAUCACACACAGAGAGCGAUUUUUCAGGGCGUGCUACGCCUGUUCGGGAGACGUCGCCCGAAUUUGACGAUUUUGUUGCCCUGUUUGGUCCGCAGUCAGACAUUCUGCCUUCAUCACCACAUCUCCCGCCCACUGCCUGUACAGAAACCAUGGUACAUGGAGAGCCAUCGACGCCGUGUCAAAGGCGAAACCGCGCACAGUCCAUAGUGUCGUCACGAUCCGAGCCCCGAGCCCCAACAAAACCAUCACUGCAUCAUCCUCAACCCCGUCGACCGUUUGUGCGCUGCCAAUCAUCGCCUGGAUUUCGAGCUAGGUCUACGAGAUUAUCGCUAUCAACUAUCAAGUGGUUCGAGGAUUAA
Molecule: messenger RNA, 612 nt
Organism: Truncatella angustata
Lineage: Eukaryota; Fungi; Ascomycota; Sordariomycetes; Amphisphaeriales; Sporocadaceae
Exons: 1
Coding region: 1-612 (203 amino acids)
Source: RefSeq, a predicted model, not a curated record